Molecule: messenger RNA, 270 nt
Organism: Gaeumannomyces tritici R3-111a-1
Lineage: Eukaryota; Fungi; Ascomycota; Sordariomycetes; Magnaporthales; Magnaporthaceae
Exons: 2
Coding region: 1-270 (89 amino acids)
Source: RefSeq, a predicted model, not a curated record
AUGUCUCGCAGCGGGAAGAGCACAGCCCCGAGCCCGGGAACGCCCGGGGGCUACCACAUCCGAACACCUUCACCUACCACUUCGAUGGCAACGCAGAGUCCAGCAGCCACGCCUGGCGGCAAUUGCAAUGAUAUGGAUCAGUCCGUCGGCCACGACAGAUCCGGAAGCGAAGCACCAAGGCCACGCUUGCCCGAUGAGUGUAUCGAGAAGUGCCUUGCCGACGCGGCUCGCACCUUAUUGAGUCUGUCAGGAUCUAGCCGAUGUGCCUAG